AUGAUAGAGCCGAGCCUCAAAGCACUCGAACAUCAUGACAUUCGUAACGAGGACUCAGCAAGGAUCGCCCGUUUCUCUCUGGAGCCAACGAGCACCUCGCUGACGUCCCCGUUCCCACACUGCAGCCAGAGCACAACGCCAGCAACUCCUGCAGCCGUCCUGAACUCCUGCAGCCGCCACUCCAUCGCUCCAGCGAACAGCUCCCGACCGGCUGCCGCCUCCCGCAUGUCCCGGCCGGGCACCGGCUGCCAGGCAGCGGUUCGCAGGUGCGAGGAGUGCCGGGCACGGCGCUGCCCUGCGGGGGGACGGCGCUCGCCGGGGCUCCCUGCGCCGAGGUGCCCUGUGCGCUCGGCCCCGCCGCAGCCCGCACCCCCGGGGAGCGCAGGGCCCCGCGGGGCUCGGCCGCGAGGGAGGGCCGGGGGAGGCGGCGGGGCGGGCGGGGGAGGAGUGAGGCGGAGGGCAGGGCCGGGAGGCGCCGCAGCGCCGGGGACGCGCCGUCGCUGCCCCGACACGGCCGGAGCGGAGGGUCCCGUUGCCUUCGCCGCCGCCAUGGCCGGGCGCCCCCCGCCCGCCGCCCCCAGGUAG
Messenger RNA from Vidua chalybeata, 585 nucleotides. Its product is annotated as translation initiation factor IF-2-like. NCBI's taxonomy places the organism in Eukaryota, Metazoa, Chordata, Aves, Passeriformes, Viduidae. The record is from RefSeq and is a predicted model, not a curated record.